This is a messenger RNA of Penicillium samsonianum, 1047 nucleotides long. Its product is annotated as cytochrome P450. Gene Ontology annotation, molecular function: oxidoreductase activity, acting on paired donors, with incorporation or reduction of molecular oxygen; heme binding; monooxygenase activity. The record is from RefSeq and is a predicted model, not a curated record. NCBI's taxonomy places the organism in Eukaryota, Fungi, Ascomycota, Eurotiomycetes, Eurotiales, Aspergillaceae. Bases 1 to 1047 code for a protein of 348 amino acids. The transcript is spliced from 2 exons.
AUGAACAUGUCCGAGUGGUGCGCGUAUCUCACAUUCGAUCUGAUGACUGAAUUUGUCUUCAGCAAAGGAUCCAACUUGCUGGGAAAGCCGAAGAACCGGGCCUUGCUUCCGGUGGCGGAAAGAUCGUUGGACUGGGUGGCAGUACUAUACAAUCUGCAGCUUCCUUGCGCCGAACAUUUAACAAGUUUCCUAUUCAGGGUUGUGAAUCGUCGCCAUGGUAUCUUCACCAGAUAUAUCAAGUCUAAUUUGAAAGAUCGACAUGGCCUCAGGCCUGAAGAUCUCGGUGGAGACGUUUUCUCCCAUUUGCUGUGCAAUCGUGACGGUCAUUCUGGAGAGAAAUUGAAUACUGAGGAAAUCCAAUCGGAGUGUCAACUCCUGUCUGUUGCAGGAUUUGACACCCUUUCAAGUGCUUUAUGCGCUACAAUUUUCUACCUCAGUCACUACCCGCAUGCCUACACUCUUCUGGCAGCUGAAAUCCGAACUACCUUUCAAUCUAGCGCAGAUAUCCAACCAGGCGAGAGGUUAAAGGGGUGCAAAUACCUCAAUGCAUGUAUCGACGAGUCACUGCGAAUAUCACCCCCAAUUUGCACGUUUGCCCCCAGGGAGGUUGAGGAGGGAGGUGAGAUGAUCGACGGAAACUUGAUCCCAGAGGGAUGUGUUGUGGGCACCUCCAUUUAUGCGAUUCAGCACAGCCCAGAAUAUUUCCCUCAACCCCAUGUAUACCUUCCAGAGCGGUGGUUGACGACCAACGAGAGCCCAAUAAAUGCUGCCUUCACACCAUUUUCCAUGGGACCCAGAGCCUGUAUUGGACAAUCAAUGGCCAUUUCAGAGCUUCAGACCACAAUUGCACUCUUCAUAUGGACGUUCGACUUCAAGCUCGCUGACGGACAUGAAGGUACAAUUGGGAUGGGAAGUCCCCAACAACGAGCUGGGCGUAGAGAUCCCAGCGAAUUCCAGUUAUAUGAUAGAAUGACAACCAGGGUGGAAGGGCCAAAGAUUCAGUUGCGUCCAAGUAGCAACGCGAGGAGCGACGAGAAUUGUCGUUGA